CUGAAAAAAGGAAUAUCUAUUCAGAAGUCAUCGAUGGAAGUCGCUGAUGCUGAAAAAGAGGCCAGUGAGGUCCUUCACACUCUACUCUCUGUGGAACGCAUAAAGAAUCAGCGGUUCUCAAUCAGUAUUAAUGAUGGAGCAAAUCAAAAAUGUGGGGGAGUUAUCGGAAACAAUAUGCCAUGUGCCAGAUGAACCCACGAAUCGUGUAAAAGAUUCCAUCGGAGACUAUGUAGAGCUGGAGGAUGAUAAUCCAGAUAUGGAAGAUGGGACUGAACAAGACCAGGAGCUGACUUGCGAUGAUGCUGAAGAAGAGCUAAAAAUACCCAGGAAGAAGCUUGUUUCUAAACUCAAGAAAUCUAAGGUACAUGGAGAAUCUAGUUACGAUCCUACGAAGCUGGAGGAGAGUCCUUCGCAGGUGCUGGAGCGAUUCAAACGUGGCUGUGAGUGUCAAGACGAUCAAUGCUUUCGUGACUUAAAUGCGGAAGCUGUAUAUAAGCAUAGACUGAAUAUAGCAGAACUGACCAAGGCUGAGCAUGAUAUGUACCUUAUGGGAGUCACCAUGGCUUGUCUGACUAAUCCAUACCAAACAGCUAGACAUACAGAAAGACGAAGGUUACGCGCUCAGUAUGUUUACCAAGGUAGAAGAGUUUGCUUGGAUGCAUUCCUAUAUCUGGAGAAUUGUACACAUUAUCAGAUAAAGAGGAUUCGCAAGCAUCUGGUAACUCAUGGUGUAACACCGAGAGUUCAUGGCAACCAUGGGAAGAUACCACACAAUACCUUCUCCUUGGAUAUUUAUAAAAUUGCCACAGAAUUCCUGAAGAGUUUCAUUAAGAAGCAGGAGGCUAAGCAGAAGACUAAGGAUUCCAAGAAUGCACCCCUUCAUCUACCACCAGACAUAACCCGCAAGACUGUUCACGAUCUCUAUACUGAUUACUGCAAAAAGCUAUCCCCUAGUAUUAAAAUAAUGGGUUAUUCCACUUUCCGGAGAUUCAUGAAGGUUCAGUUUCCCCAGGUGAAGUUUGCUAAGCUAGAGUUUGUUGUCCGUGGACAAAACCAAGGUGGACAGUGUAAGGGUGACACUGAGAAGAAGGAUCAAGAUAAGAGUGAAUCUACACAAUUGGUGUCCAGCAACAGUGACCUUGUACCCGUAGUGAUAGCCAGUGGGGCAGUGGAACAAAAUGGAACGUAUUUCUUAACACCAGUUAAUAAACUCCAAGAAGGUGUGGGUUAUCAGCUAAUGUCAGGAGGCUUAUUGGUCAACAGGACAGGACAGCCAUUAACAAUGGCUAAUAUAAAUCCUAUAUAAAAUUUGACAUCCUUUAUAAGGUGAUAUCAAUUUAUGUUGAAGUUAUUGGACAUUUUGUAUAGAGAUUCUAGCACAGUGUUUUUCUAAACAGCCGAUUGAGCACUGAGUCAGAUAAUUAACACGCCAGCUCUCCCUCAACGGCUUUCAGGUUCAUUCUCGCUUACUUUAAUAUACUAUAUACUAUAAUAUAUUUGUAAUGUACUAUCUACAUAGUAUAUAAUAUGUGAAGAGUACAAAAGACUCUAGCAUACUAUUAUACAUAUAUACAUGCUUCAAGCUUAACUAGUCCAACCUGUGUUAAAGUAGCUUUAAGAAAGGGAGAAGUGAUUAUCCAUGUGCUAUCAUCAGUAAGACGGCAUUAAAUUUAUCUUCAAUGUUUUUGAUAUCACUGGAUCAUGAAUUAUUUUCCAUUAAUGAAAUCUUGAAACGUCUAGUUGGGUAUUUUUCUAGUGUGACCCAUGAAAGAUUCAAAUUUUUGAAAAACAAUUAAUUUAGAAGCAAAGGAUACCUUGCUUUUUGGGACAAUUUUUAUUUUAUUGCGAAAAACAUGCAUGUAAACCAUAUGUAUUAUUUAAUAUUAAUUAUUAAUUUAUUAAGUAUUUUAUUUAUACAGCUUUACUCACUCAUGCCGCUCUGCCGUUAAACAAUAAAUCAAUUAUCUGUUCACUGGA
This is a messenger RNA of Cephus cinctus (wheat stem sawfly), 1977 nucleotides long. RefSeq lists its product as uncharacterized. The record is from RefSeq and is a predicted model, not a curated record. Bases 131 to 1306 code for a protein of 391 amino acids. Lineage: Eukaryota; Metazoa; Arthropoda; Insecta; Hymenoptera; Cephidae. The transcript is spliced from 3 exons.